Molecule: messenger RNA, 435 nt
Organism: Talaromyces proteolyticus
Lineage: Eukaryota; Fungi; Ascomycota; Eurotiomycetes; Eurotiales; Trichocomaceae
Exons: 2
Coding region: 1-435 (144 amino acids)
Source: RefSeq, a predicted model, not a curated record
AUGCGGCGCUUCUACCACAUGGUGUUCUGCCGUUUCGCCUUUCUCCCGACCCCAGGCGUCCGUGCUCUCCGGAGGGCGUGGUGGCUAAGCAAAGAAUGGCACUGGAUGGGCAGUGUGCUCUGUCACCCCCCCCUUCCGGCCCCUGCUAGCCGACGAUGCAUUGGUCGAUUUCCUGGGCCGCUCAAGGCAUGGCAAAUCAGUGGUGCUACUCCUCGUUGGAUGGUCCUGACCCCCGGCUCUCCUGGCGCCGACUAUGACCCUGACCUCGUUAAAUCCCUCGUGCAGCUAGCAAACUGGCAGCGCCAUGCUCUGCGGGCCGCACCUUUUUUUUCUGGUGGACUCGGGGAUGGAGGCGUCCAAGACGAUGAUAUUGUACGGAAAGGGUCUGUCUGGAAGAACCGUGCAUCUCCAAACAACAGACAUGCCGCGAUCUAA